AUCUGCAGGGGUAGAGGCAGUACUAAGCUGCUCACGAUAAUAUCAAGAAAGUUACUUUUCAGUUUGUUGCUCUGUCCACCUUCUCCACUGUAGUACCACUGCCUUGAACGCUUUAUGGUUGACCGUGUUUCUGCGACGAUAUAUUGACGAAGGUGCAAGUCAUUGAUGGAAGGUGGUGAGUAAGGCAGUGACACGAACUCUCCUGUACUGUGACAGUCAACAAAAGGAUGAUGCUGAAGAGGUUUUUAGCCGUGUUAGUGGCCGUAGUGACUGUGAUGAUGUCCGUGACCCUACACAUCUUUAGGGAUCAGGUGUUCGUCUUGUCGGAGUUCAUAAGGCUUGACAAACACGAGGAACUACAAGGAAGGUCAGUCUCGCCCCGGGUUAAUAUAGAGAGGCCUCAGGGGACAUCAACUCAACCCCAGGCCGCCACUGAAGAGUCAAUUGGUCAGGUGUUAAAAAAGAGAGUUGAACAUUUGGCGCAGGUGUGUCGACGGCCCGGGGUGAAGCAUAGUGGUUUCUUGGAUAUUGGGACAGUAGGACUGACCACUCCAUUUCGAGUAUGCGUCGUUCCUAAGGGCGGUUCAACUGCGUGGAGAGCCUAUAUGAACACACUGAAGCAUAUCCCAAAGAGCCAAGACUACCCGAAGAUCUUAGUGGCGAGGCAUCCACUUGCUCGUCUUGCUUCAGUCUACAGAGACAAAUUCCUUGAAGGUUAUCCACUGUUCGCAUUUAACAAAACGUUCAAGAAGAUAACGGGAAGUAGGCAGAGGUGGAAUACAAGGUGGACGUCUUAUUGGCUUCCAGCUUUGAUACACAAAGGUCUUGUCAACCCUUCACCUGAUUUCUUUGAGUAUUUGACGAAGAAGGUCGUCGACGAUAAUAACCUUCGUAAUGGUACACAAAAGUUGUUGAAGGUGUCCAAGCUUAGGAUCCUCGAUACAGCUGUCAGGUCCUGGUAUUCUAACGCGGAACAUAUUAAGCUAAUGAGACGUUUCUACAAUGCCUCUUUCUCAAUGAUAGAUUUUCUAGAGCAUGUACUGUGGACUCGGGACUUGGGUAUGGAGGACAGGCACUGGGCCCCCGUCAAUGAGCUGUGUAAAACCUGUGUCACUGACUACAAGUUUAUAUUGCAUCUUGAAAAUCCUGAGGAGACCAAGUACGUGUUAAACCCCCUGCACCUUCACAAGACCACUGUCCCAAGGCGGCACAUAUCCUUAGGCACCUCACAAGAACUAUCUGAUCUUCGGUACUACGAAAAUGUUCCCAAGGGCUUGAUGAUCAAAAUUAUUGAUAUGUAUAAAAUGGAUUUAGAACUUUUUGGGUAUGAUAAGGACUGUAUUUAAAGAUAUGUAGUUCUGGGAUUAAUAAAAAUUAUCGUAUUUUAUCUCAUAAGAUAAAUAUUUAGCUUCAAAAUUUAUUCUUUAUUCGACAUGAAUUUAAUAAGAGAAAAUGUUCAACAAUAUUUGCUGAAAUAUUUUGUCCAAUUAUUAUGAGAUAUUAUGUCAUAGUUUGACAAUUGCCUAAUUGAGAUAUUGACCAUUUGAGGGAUAAAGAUUUAAUUUGACCUCCCGCAUAUUAAGAGAAUCUUACAUAAUCAAGGAGGGUAAAGUGUAGCAGUCAAUUUUAUGUUAUGUUAUAUUAUGAUACUGUCGGUUAUGUUAGGUUGAGGUGGUCACCCAUGUCCGUAUAGGCAAACUGUGA
This is a messenger RNA of Homarus americanus (American lobster), 1704 nucleotides long. RefSeq lists its product as uncharacterized. Gene Ontology annotation, biological process: carbohydrate biosynthetic process. The coding region runs from base 228 to 1346 and encodes 372 amino acids. The transcript has 5 exons. NCBI's taxonomy places the organism in Eukaryota, Metazoa, Arthropoda, Malacostraca, Decapoda, Nephropidae. The record is from RefSeq and is a predicted model, not a curated record. Gene Ontology annotation, cellular component: membrane. Gene Ontology annotation, molecular function: sulfotransferase activity.